This is a messenger RNA of Manihot esculenta (cassava), 4143 nucleotides long. Its product is annotated as disease resistance protein RPV1. The coding region runs from base 460 to 3648 and encodes 1062 amino acids. Gene Ontology annotation, biological process: defense response; signal transduction. The transcript has 6 exons. The record is from RefSeq and is a predicted model, not a curated record. Lineage: Eukaryota; Viridiplantae; Streptophyta; Magnoliopsida; Malpighiales; Euphorbiaceae. Gene Ontology annotation, molecular function: ADP binding.
UGGUCUUCAGGAUUUAGGAUGGUUGUCUCUCAACCUACAGAUGUUGCAUGUCUUCGAAGUGCUGUCCUAUGGAAUCUAUGAAAUAAACGUAAUAAUAUUCUUUGGGAUAAUGCAACGGUGUCGAUACAUCAAGUGGUUAAUGGCUCCAAGUUGGUCUUGCAUGAUUGGGCUGCAUCACAUUGUUGUUCUUCCUCUCAAGUUGAUAAUCGUCCCACUGCAUCCGAUCUUCCGCGAUGGACCAAGCCAAUAUAGGUGCUUUAAAAAUUAAAAUCCAAUUUUUAAAAAUUAUUAUUAAAUCACAUUUUCACCAAAAAAGCCAGAGUUUAUUAAUAAUUAAAUAGAAAACGUCUAUUACAAGAAACACAGCAACGAUGACAAUGUCAGCAGAAGCUUUGAUUUUCUCGGCGAAGAACUGCUUAUAUGCAUCAGUAGUAACUUGCUUUCAUCAACUCAGUUCCUAUGGCUUCUUCCUCUGGUUCUUCCACUCCUCAAUCCAAGUAUGAAGUUUUCCUUAGUUUCAGAGGCGAAGACACCCGUGAUAAUUUUACGAGCCAUCUGUACUCUGCCCUGUGUCGGAAACAAAUUAAAACCUUCAUAGAUAAUGAACUUCACAGAGGAGAGGAAAUCUCACCAACCCUCUUGAAAUUCAUUGAAGAAUCAAUGGUUUCAGUUAUCAUUUUCUCGGAAAAUUAUGCAGAUUCUCCGUGGUGUUUGGAUGAACUGGUAAAGAUUCUUGAAUGCAGGAAGGUGGCUGAUCAAGUGGUAUUACCCGUUUUCUACCGGGUUAAUCCCAUGGAUGUGGCUGAGCAAAAAGGGGCUUUUGGGGAUGCUUUUGUCAAGCUUGAGGAAGGUUUCAAGGAAAGCAUACAUAAGGUGCAAAAAUGGAGAGCUGCGUUGAAUGAAGCUGCUAGCUUAUCUGGGUGGGACUCGCUUGUCAUAAGGCCUGAAUCCAAACUCAUUGAGGAAAUUGUUCUGGAUAUUUUGAAGAAAUUGAAUUAUAAGUCAUCUUGUGAUUUUAGGGGUUUGGUUGGAAUUUAUUCACGCAUUCAGAGAAUUGAAUCAUUGUUAGGCAUUGGAUCUAUGGAUAUUUGUAUUUUGGGAAUUUGGGGAAUGGGAGGUAUUGGUAAAACAACCAUCGCUGGAGCUGUGUUUGAUAAGAUCUCUAGACAGUUUGAUGGUUACUACUUUCUGGCUAAUGUUAGGGAGCAAUCAGGAAAGUAUGGACUAUAUCAGCUACAAAGGCAACUUUUCUUGAAAGUAUUAGGAGAAGAAAAUCUCGACAUAGAUGCAUAUGAUAUCGGAACAAGUUUUAUUAGGAGAAGACUUCAACGAAUGAAGGUGCUUGUUGUUCUUGAUGAUGUGGAUAAUUUCAGACAAAUAGAAUUUUUAGCAGGAGAGCGUGAAUGGUAUGGACCAGGAAGUAAAAUCAUUAUAACAACUAGAGACAAGGAUGUUCUUAAGAGUGUAGUUAAUGAAGUCUAUGAAGUUGAAGGAUUAGAUUACCAUGAAGCACUUCAGCUGUUUAAUUUGAAUGCGUUUAGACAAGACCAACUGAGACAAGACCAACUAAAGCUAUCAGAAACAAUAAUAAGUUAUGCUAAUGGUAAUCCACUCGCUCUGAAAGUUCUGGGUUCUUUUCUACACCGUCGGGGUACUCAAGAAUGGAAAAGUGCAUUGCAUAAGCUAGAAAGAAAUCUCAACCUAGAAAUUCAGAAUAUAUUAAGAAUAAGUUAUGAUGGAUUGGAUCUCGAAGAGAAAGACGUAUUUCUUGAUAUUGCGUGUUUCUUCAAGGGGGAGGAUAAGGAUUUUGCAGAAAGAAUACUAAAUGGCUGUGGCUUUUCUUUUGACAUUGUGACAAGUGUUCUUAUUGAUAAGUCUCUUGUAACUAUUUCCAACAAUAAGUUGGAGAUGCAUAACCUAUUACAGCGAAUGGGUUGGGAAAUUGUUCGACAAGAAUCCAUUAAAGAGCCUGGGAAACGCAGCCGGUUGUGGACUGCUGAAGAUGUUUUUCACAUAUUGAAGAAAAAUACAGGAACUGAAACAAUUGAAGGUAUAUUCUUUGACAUGUCUAAAAUGGGAGACAUAUUGUUAAAUCCUAAAGCCUUUUCAAGGAUGGACAACUUGAGAUUGCUCAAAUUUUAUGAUUCUUCCACUUUUUAUUGGUUGAAUAGCCGAGUGUACCUUCGACAAAGUCCUGAAUUUUUGCCAGAUAAGUUAAGCUAUCUCCAGUGGGAUGCAUGCCCCUUAAGGUCCUUGCCACUGAAUUUCUGUGCUGAGGAACUUGUUGAACUUAAAAUGCCUUAUAGCCAAGUUGAAUCGCUUUGGGAGGGAAACCAGAAUCUUGAGAAGUUGAACUCAAUUGACCUCAGUCACUCACGAAACUUUAUCAGAUUACCAGACCUAUCACAGGCCCUAAAUCUUGAAUGUAUCAAUCUUGAAGGCUGCAUAAGUUUGCUUCAGGUGCCAUCAUCCAUUAAAUGUUUCAAGAAGCUUACUGUCCUGAAUCUGAAAAAUUGCAGAGAGCUAACUAGUAUUCCUAGCUGCAUUUAUCUGCAAUCACUUCACAGGCUCAAUCUCUCUGGAUGCUCAAAAUUAAAGAACUUACCAGAAAUCUCGAGAUGUGUAGAAGAGUUAAGUCUGGAUGGAACUGCCAUAGAAGAAUUGCCUGCAUCUAUUGAGCAUCUCUCUGAACUUUACUUCUGGAGUAUGCGUAACUGCAAACUUCUCAAGGGACUUCCAAGCAAUAUCUGUUCAAUGAAAUAUCUAACGAGCCUUUUGAUUUCCGGUUGCUUAAAGCUGGAAAGCAUACCUGUCAGUAUCAGAAAACUUUCUCAAUUACAAAAGCUAGACAUUAGUAGUUGUGAAAGACUUACAUCUUUACCAGAACUUCCACCAAAUCUUAGGCUCUUAAAUGCCAAGGGUUGCAUUUCACUUGAAACAAUAUCAUCUUCAGUGACUUUAUUUAAGGAGAAAAUGUUACCAAAAUGUCCAAAUAAUCAGAGGUAUUGCUAUAUUAACUGUCCAAGAUUGAAUCAGAAUUCACUGCACAUCAUUGAGGACGAUUCACAAUGGAGGAUUCAGCACACAGCAGCUGCAGCUGUAAGAGAUUAUUAUCAGGGCCUUCAUUCAUUGCCAUCAAUUUGUUUUACUUACCCUGCAAAUGAAAUCCCAAACUGGUUUGGCUGUCGGAAAAAAGGUUCUCAUAUCACUAUCAAGCUACCGUCUAAUUGGCGUAAUCCCAAGUUCUUGGGUUUUGCUGUGUGUGCUGUUGUAGAAUGUACAGGCUCUGCAGAUGUCAGUGACAUUUAUGUUGUAUGUAAAUGCAAUUUGACAACCAAUCAUGGCGAUCACCAUGUUGUGAGUUGCACUUUGCGAGGUUUGGCUAACACGUCGGAUGAACUUGGACCCUGUUUUGUUAGAUCCAAUCAUGUCUUCGUGGGAUAUGAUUUCAGCUUAUAUCUGAGAGCAAUUGAGGAAAACGGGCCAGAGAAAUCAUGUUAUUAUAGUGAAGCUACAUUUACUUUCUAUUCAAGGAAAGAAUAUGGGCACUCGUAUACCUUGCGUGUUAUAGGUGCGUGUGGUGUCCACCUGCUAUAUGCUCAGGAUGAGGGGGCACAAAUCAGCGCAGUUGACCAGGUGAAUCAAUAGGUUUUUAUUUGAGUUGGGUGCAAUUGAGAAGAAGAGGCAAAACUUGAGUUUUUUGAUGAAGAGAUUGUCUAUGUGAAGUACAGCCAAGACAUGGGCAAAGCCAGCAGCCAAGACAUGGCCAGGGCCAUGUAAGCAGUUGAAAGAGACAUGGGCACAACCAUAUACGCCAGCAAGGUUAGACAUGGGCAGUGCUCAGUGCCCAUAUUACAGACAUGAACAGCUUCAAACUUCCUUAUAUUAGUGAGAUUUCUUUCCUUUAUAAGAAAUAUCAAAGGACAUAAAAACCCAUCUUUAGAGCUGGAGAAAAGCAUGAUCAUUGGAGCAAGAGGAUAAAAGAUUGUCUGCAGAAUGAAGCUUGCAGACCAUCUUCACAAGAGUUUGAUUUUUCUUAUUUUUCUUUAAGCUUUUCAUGAGGUAUUGAAAUUGAAAUAUAUAUAUUUUUUUAUUUCUUGUGACUACUGGCGAAUAUGUAUAGAAAAAAGUACGCAUUACAUA